Molecule: messenger RNA, 2479 nt
Organism: Pezoporus occidentalis (night parrot)
Lineage: Eukaryota; Metazoa; Chordata; Aves; Psittaciformes; Psittacidae
Gene: CDC50A
Product: transmembrane protein 30A
Exons: 7
Coding region: 86-1210 (374 amino acids)
Cellular component (GO): Golgi apparatus; plasma membrane; endoplasmic reticulum
Source: RefSeq, a predicted model, not a curated record
GCAGAGCGCGCAGGCGCCGUGCCCUCCGGUCACGUGCAGGGCCGGUCGCCGGCGGCAGCGCGAGGCGGUUGUUCGGGCUCGCGCUAUGGCCGUGAACUACAGCGCAAAGGAGGAGGCGGACGGGCACCCCUCGGGCGGCGUCGGGAUGCCGGGGGGCGGCGCGGGGGCCGGCGGCGGCGCCGUGAAGACCCGCAAGCCCGACAACACGGCGUUCAAGCAGCAGCGGCUGCCCGCCUGGCAGCCCAUCCUGACCGCGGGCACGGUGCUGCCGGCGUUCUUCAUCAUCGGCCUCAUCUUCAUCCCCAUCGGCAUCGGCAUCUUCGUCACCUCCAACAACAUCCGCGAGUACGAGAUUGACUAUACAGGAACAGAGCCUUCCAGUCCCUGCAACAAAUGUCUAAAUGUGUCCUGGGACAGCACCCCACCUUGUACUUGCACUAUCAAUUUCACACUGGAACAUUCAUUUGAGAGCAAUGUAUUCAUGUAUUACGGACUUUCCAACUUCUAUCAAAACCAUCGUCGUUAUGUGAAAUCUCGAGAUGACAGCCAGCUAAAUGGAGAUAACAGUUCACUACUUAAUCCCAGUAAGGAAUGUGAGCCUUACCGCACAAAUGAGGACAAACCCAUUGCUCCUUGUGGAGCUAUUGCCAACAGUAUGUUUAAUGAUACAUUGGAAUUGUACCGCAUUGAUAAUGACACAAGGACUCCUAUUACUUUGAUUAAAAAAGGCAUUGCGUGGUGGACAGAUAAAAAUGUAAAGUUCAGGAAUCCUACAGGAGAUGGAAAUAACUUAACUGCGCUUUUCCAAGGCACGACAAAACCUGUAAACUGGCCCAAGCCAGUGUAUAUGCUGGACUCUGAGCCUGACAACAACGGCUUUAUCAAUGAAGACUUCAUUGUGUGGAUGCGUACUGCUGCUCUGCCAACAUUUCGCAAGCUGUAUCGUCUCAUUGAAAGAAAGAACAACUUACAGCCUACCUUACAGGCUGGAAAAUACUCUCUGGAUAUUGCAUACAAUUAUCCUGUACACAGUUUUGAUGGACGAAAAAGAAUGAUCUUAAGCACCAUCUCGUGGAUGGGAGGGAAAAAUCCCUUUCUGGGAAUUGCUUACAUCACUGUUGGGUCCAUAUGCUUCUUCUUAGGAGUUGUAUUGUUGAUCAUCCAUCACAAAUACGGAAAUCGAAACACUAGCGCAGACAUUCCCAAUUAAUCUUGCAUUCUGAAAACAAAUGUACUGCAUGAGCAUCAAGGCCAGUCCAGAACGGACCCAGUUUUUGAAAGAUAAAUGUUUGCUUCUGUCACUUCUUGACUGGGUGCAUAAUUUUUAUCUAAAGCUCCCCUUUCCCACACUGUGGAUUAACUCUUGAAAAUGAUGGGUAUACAAUUGGCUGUCUUGAUUGUAUCUCUGCCUGUGUCAGAAACAGCUUUUCUGAUACUUGCCUCUAACUGGGCAGGCCACAUGAUGCAUAUAGCUCCUGUUCCCUUGAUGCAUCUGCUGCUUGUUCAUGUGCUGCGUAAUGUUGACAUGAUUCAGUGCAUUUAGAUUGUGUGGAGAAGGACUGUUCUGAGAUACUGUAAGUUGAAUUUCCAGAAUUCAGGUGUCAGUGCUGUUGAAAGAAAGUAAAGUCUUAAAUGUUUUUUCAGUUUACUGUCUUGUGUGCAUGGGCUCUUAUAUUUCUUGCUGAGAUUUUAAUAUAUUUGUAUAAGUUAAGUAUUCCCGUGUCCCACGCACCUCUGUUACAUUAAAUCCUUUAAGAGCUGUGUAAAUUUCAGCAUCCUAGAUUCUUUGUUUAUUUACAAUGUAUGUGCCUGGCCAGUAAACUAGCAUCCUAUGAACAUACCAGAAAACUUACUUGUUAAUUAUUUGUGUGAGUCCCUUUUAAAGAUUGUUCUAAAUUGGGAAAUGCUUGAUGCUGGUACAGUCUGCUUUUUUCUAAUUUUCUUUGCUUUAGGUCAUAUCCAGUACUAGUUUACCUGUUAUGCUUGCUGGUUCUGCUUUUUAUAAGCAGGACCAAGCAUUAAUAAGAAUCUAAAAUGUCUUUUCUGUUCACAAAUUUGAGUGAAUCUCUCUUACUGGAGGAGUUUCCUAAUUUUCUUGAGGCAUAUGUAUUCUGAGCAGGUGUUGCUGCAAAGGAAUUGUCAUAUACUGUAUUUGGAGUGAACACAAGGGUUUUUGCAGUGUUAAGAUUCAGAAGUUGAGAUGGCAGUAACCUCUUCUGACUGAAAUGCAGGUUGAGCUUGCUGUGAAUCCUAAUUAAAAUACAGCAGUUAGAAACACGUGUAGGUUAGUGUCUUAAAUUACAGAAGGGUUUGGUUUAAGUUAACUGUAACCUGUAAAAUACUACUUUUUGGUGACCUUUUUUUUAGAUGAUACACAGAAACUGUAUAUGGUAGAGAUCACUUUAUAUGCAACUAGCUUGAUAAAGUAUUGAGUAUAUUAAAAAAAGACCUAAUAAAUUCUGCAAGCCAUUUAAUAAGA